CGCAAUCUCUUCCAUGCCACGCCCGAUUACGAUUGCAAUUUCACUAUCCAUUCCUCUCGCCCGCCUGUCAACCUUGUCUGGCACAUUGCUACAUCAACCUCUUCCAGCUCAAGUCUUCAUCUCUCACCAUGGCUACUGGCACUAAUUCGAACGGUUUGACCUCCGCCAAGAAUGCUGGCACCACCUCCAUCGAGGAGGCACUGGACACCAUCCGUAAGGGCGGCUUUGUGGUCGUCAUGGACAACGAGGACCGCGAGAACGAGGGCGACCUCAUUGCCGCCGCCGAGUUCGCCACAGAGGAGCGCGUUGCUUUCAUGCUGCGUCACUCGACGGGCAUCGUGUGUGUCCCUGCACUUGCUGAUCGCAUCGACGAGCUGCAACUUCCGCUAAUGGUGGAGAACAACACGGAGGUGCACAAAUGCAAGUUCACAGUGACUGUGGAUCUCAAGGAGGGCAAUUCAACGGGCGUCUCGGCUGCUGACAGAGCGCGUACGAUCCGUGCAUUGGCCGACCCCGCUGUGGGCCCAACAGCGUUCAACCGUCCUGGUCACAUCUUCCCUCUAUUGGCUCAAAACGGAGGUGUCAUGGUGCGUGCUGGUCACACAGAAGCCGCCACGGACCUCGCACGUCUGGCCGGCGUCAAACCUGUAGGCUAUAUCUGCGAAAUGAACGACGAGAACGGCCGAAUGUUGCGUCGCCCGCAAUUGCAAGAGUUCUCUAAGAAGUUCGAUGUGCCAUUGAUCACAAUUUCAGAUCUGAUUCGCUAUCGCUCGCGAACGGAGACGUUGGUACAGCGUAUGGAAGAGCAGAGCAACGUUACUACCCCGCUUGGAGAGUUCGUCAGUGUGGCGUACAAGUCACUGGUACAGGAGAACCAGACGUACCAUGCGUUAGUAUACGGCGACGUGAAUGACAAGGACGUCCCGGUGUUCCUAGUCGAGGACGGCUUCGAGGCGAGUCUGCAGGCUCAGUGGGCACAGAAGUUCGUAGCUACUUACGGCCACGGCAUCUUGAUCUACAUUAACGGCUCGGAACAGCUCCUGCAGAUCAGUGGAGAGCUCAUGGCUCGUCAGAGUAUCUUUGGCAUGGCAAUGCAGAUUGCGCGCGACCUAAAGGUGGGCUCUGUUCGGCUACUAACGACGACGGAGGCGAGCUUCGACCCUCAUGGCUUCGGUGUUGAGAUCUCGGGUACUGAACACCUUGCUACAUCAGCGUAGAUCGAUAGAUAGGACUAUGAUUUGAUAGAAAACACUUUGCGCUGUUUAGCUUUAAAGUUCUUAGGCAUUUACACGUAUGAAGUCCAGGCAUGCAGUGUACAAAGCG
Molecule: messenger RNA, 1323 nt
Organism: Phytophthora nicotianae INRA-310
Lineage: Eukaryota; Oomycota; Peronosporomycetes; Peronosporales; Peronosporaceae
Product: 3,4-dihydroxy-2-butanone-4-phosphate synthase
Exons: 1
Coding region: 129-1217 (362 amino acids)
Biological process (GO): riboflavin biosynthetic process
Cellular component (GO): cytosol
Molecular function (GO): 3,4-dihydroxy-2-butanone-4-phosphate synthase activity
Source: RefSeq, a predicted model, not a curated record